CGAACUUAUUUUGAAAGGCAGCCACCGGAAGUGGCGCUUGCGUCUCCACGACAAGCGGCUUGACGCCGGGUCUCCGUCGCGGCAGUCGGAGAAACCGAAGCGGUGGAUUCAAGUAUUUUAAACGUCGGUCCUCCGCCUCUCGGUUCCCGCAGCCUGCAGGGAUGGGCCGCGAUCUGGAUGGCUGACCGUCAGGGACGAGGACCAAUCGCACGACGAGAUGCUGGCUCGCAACCGCUUCCUCCUCCUGGUGCUGGUGGGCGGGGCGGCGCUGGCCAUCAUCAGCCUGAGCCUGCAGUUCUGGAACCUGAUCCCCGUCGCUCCCACGCUGGAGGAGCUGCCCUUCCAGCGGGCGGGUGGAGGCGGUGCGGCGGCCCCGGCGAAGAGCAGAAAGAGGGUUUUCCCGGCGCCUCACACCGAGGAGCCCGACCCCAUAUUGGAGGCCUACAGCUACUGCAACACCCCCAACCGCACCGAGCAGGCCUGGGAGGGUCACAGUCCGGCUGACUACAAGCUGCUGUCCGUCCAAGUGAUGAUUCGCCAUGGCGACCGCGCCCCGCUCUACUACAUCCCCAAAACCAAGCGACCGGCCAUCGACUGCACCCUCUCCGCCAGCAGGAAGCCCUCCCACCAGCUGCUGGACUCCUUCAUCCGCCACAUGGCCCAGGGGGGCCGCGGCCACUGGGAGCCCCCGCUGGGCUCCGUCCCCCGUCUGCCCAACCACAGCGCCUGCGAGAUGGGGGAGCUCACGCAGACGG
This is a messenger RNA of Gasterosteus aculeatus aculeatus (three-spined stickleback), 755 nucleotides long. Lineage: Eukaryota; Metazoa; Chordata; Actinopteri; Perciformes; Gasterosteidae. The record is from RefSeq and is a predicted model, not a curated record.